CUAAAUUCAUUUUACUAAAAACAGUGACAAAAUGAUACCGAAAAAAACGACGGUGAAGGACUCGCACAUAGUGAAGAUAGCCGUAGAGAGGGAGAAUCAUAUGGCGCAGUUGAUAAACCUGGAUCAGAGACAUCCGCUUGCAAGCAAAAUCCAGGAUAUAUGCAACGGCUGGUCCAUCAGCGACCACCAGAAUUACGCGCUGCAGUUUUGCGAGUCAAACAACAAGAAAUAUGUGACGGAAAAGAACCGAAACGAGAUCAAGAAUGGCUCUGUACUGCAGUUGCAGUACUCGCCGUCAAAGUCGGCCAGCGAUGCCAUGGAAACGCUGCUCAAUGGUAGCCCUCAGGAGAAGGUCCUGCGACUUAAGGAUCUCACAUCGCUGAGCACCGAUCACACAUUUGCAUUGGAAUUUAUUAAGGAGAAGGGUCUUGACAGACUCAUUAUGAUGAUUGAAGAUGUCAGCCAAAAUAACGAAGAGAUCCUCAAGUACAGCUUGAGCAGCUUUGUCGAGCUUAUGGAGCAUGGCACGGUGUCCUGGGAAGUGCCCGAGAACUCAUUUGUCGCACGAAAUAUUGAGAUUGUGAGAAAUUUCCAAAAAUAUCCAACGAACUGUGGAGAGAGCGCCCUCUCUAAUCUGGAAAAUAUCGUUCAGUGCAGCAGCAAACACUUGCUGGUGGCGGAAGACAUCAAGUUGCAGGAUAUUCUGCGUCUUCUCCAGGAAGUCAACUCGCCAGUGAUGCGCCAGAAUGCUAUAGCACUGCUAAAUGCUCUGUUCAAGGCAGAUGAGGCUCGCAGGCGAACGAUUGCAAACACUAUAAGCGCAAAGCAGUUCCGCCUGGCCUUGAUUGGUAAUGGGCUGGGUACGGAGAUGACCCACCAACUGUAUGUGCUCCAAACGUUGACUUUGGGCCUUUUGGAGAAGCGCAUGCGUAUGAAGAUGAAUGCCCAAGAUCAGGAUGCCCAUGAUAAAAUCAAGGAGCUGCGUCGCAUUGCCUUUGAUGACCACACCACUGCCCUGAGUCAAAAUGACGACCACAUUCGUCGAGGCGGCGGAUCGGGGGCUGGGAAUAUAAACUUUUCCCAGUACUACAAAAAGUUGGGCUUCAAGUGCGACAUCAACCCCGCUCAGGACUUUAUAGAAACGCCCCCAGGCAUUCUGGCCCUCGACUGUAUGGUGUACUUUGCCCGCAACUACACCCAGCAAUACGCAAAGAUUGUGCGAGAGAACUCAUGCCGCGCGGACGAGCACGAAUGUCCAUUUGGACGCACCUCCAUUGAACUGGUGAAGGUUCUGUGCGACAUUCUGCGAAUUGGUGAACCGCCUGCCGAACAAUCCGGCGAUUUUCAGCCCAUGUUUUUUACCCACGACUCCCCCUUCGAGGAGUUCUUUUGUAUUUGCGUCAUAACUUUGAAUCGAACAUGGAAGGACAUGCGAGCCACAGCGGAAGACUUCACUACCACCUUCAGUGUGGUGCGGGAGCAAAUUCAGCGCACUCUGAAAUGCAGACCAGAGAAUCUGGAGGACUUUCGCAAUAAGAUAGCUCUACUCCCCUAUCAGCAAAUCACAACCCUGCGUCAGCAGGAACGCACGUCGAAGGAAGAGUGCGAUUCCACAGCCUCGGCCAUUGUCAAACUGAAGGAGAAGAUAUCGCCACACAUUCUGGAGCUAAUCAAGCAACAGCGUCUAUCAUUUUUGAUAGAAGGUACUCGUUUCUCCAAGUAUUUGCGUGGAACACGAACCAAAGACAAGUUCUGGUAUGCCCGUCUAUCGCCCAACCACAAAGUCAUCCAUUAUGGAGACUGCGAUGAGAAGAACAUACCGACAUUGGAGGAGCUGCCCAAAAAGCUGCCCAUCAGCGAGAUCAAGCAACUGUUGGAGGGCAAGGAGUGCCCGCACAUGAAGGAGACACGCAUACGAAAGUCAGCAGUGAACUUGGCGUUCUCCAUAACGUUUGAGAACAUGGAUCACUCGACACUGGAUUUUGUGGCCCCCGACGAGAGCAUAUUCAAUUACUGGACGGACGGUAUCAAUGCCCUGCUUGGCCAGCCGAUGGUCAGCAAGCAAAAGAACGAAGAUUUCGAUACACUGCUCUCAAUGGAGAUUAAGCUGCGUCUCCUCGAUACAGAGGGUGUUGAUAUCAGCAAGGAUCCACCACCCAUACCGGAGGAUCCCGAGAACUAUGAUUUCUGCUUCGAAAGCUAAGGGAAAAUAGAAUAUAGCAAGUGCAUGAAGCAAUCAACGAUAACCAUUCGUACCAUUUAGAUUCCCAUCACCUCACCCAAGAUACAUGCCAAAGUGUACCCAUUACAUAUUCUCCGAUUAGAUUUGAUUUGAUAUUUUUUUCGUAGUAUUAUUUGUGCAAUUCAAUCCGCAAUAUCGAAAUGAACAAAAUGAAGGGCUUGCAUUCGCUAGCACUCGCAUUUUGUGAACACUU
Drosophila persimilis is the source of this 2435-nucleotide messenger RNA. Its product is annotated as engulfment and cell motility protein 1. The transcript has 4 exons. The record is from RefSeq and is a predicted model, not a curated record. Gene Ontology annotation, cellular component: plasma membrane. Gene Ontology annotation, biological process: cell motility; actin filament organization. Bases 32 to 2203 code for a protein of 723 amino acids. Lineage: Eukaryota; Metazoa; Arthropoda; Insecta; Diptera; Drosophilidae.